This is a messenger RNA of Neocloeon triangulifer, 2250 nucleotides long. RefSeq names its product nucleolar protein 10 (gene l(2)34Fd). Lineage: Eukaryota; Metazoa; Arthropoda; Insecta; Ephemeroptera; Baetidae. Bases 174 to 2228 code for a protein of 684 amino acids. Gene Ontology annotation, cellular component: nucleus; 90S preribosome; nucleolus. Gene Ontology annotation, molecular function: protein binding. Gene Ontology annotation, biological process: maturation of SSU-rRNA from tricistronic rRNA transcript (SSU-rRNA, 5.8S rRNA, LSU-rRNA). The record is from RefSeq and is a predicted model, not a curated record. The transcript has 12 exons.
GCAUGCUGUUGACUUGCUGCACGUGUGUUGUUGUGUUUCAUUUCUCGACAUAAUUUUUCUCUUCAAAAUACUGUUUAUUAAAUUGCAAAGAACGUUUAUUUAUGUGGAUCCUGAAGUGAAAUUUGAGCAGAACAUCGAGUCUUCCUAGCACGUGUUUCUAAAACUGUGUGAAAAUGAUCGUUUCGGACCUAAACAAUGUGAAAAUUUACAAUCUCAGCGCCGGAAAGUCGCUUCCAGAGUGGCUUGCUGAAAGAAAAAAGUCAAAAUCGUCUUGGAAAAAGAGCACAGAGUACCAACGUCAGAUUGAGCUCAUCCAGGAGUUUGACAUGCCUGCUGUGAGCACAACAGUAAAAAUGUCUCCAGAUGCCCAGUUCAUUCUUGCCACCGGCAUCUACAAGCCAAGAGUAAAAUGCUUUGAUGUCAACAACCUGGCUCUGAAGUUCGAAAGGUGCUUCGACUCCGAGGCUAUUACGUUUGAAAUUUUAUCAGAUGACUACAGCAAAAUAGCAUUUCUGCAAUGUGACAGGUACAUCGAGUUUCACGCAGGCUUCGGAAGAUACUUUAGGCUGCGAGUACCAAAAUUCGGACGUGACAUGACCUAUCACACUCCAUCCUGUGAUCUUUAUGUUUGUGGCUCAGGAUCUGAUAUCUACAGACUGAACUUAGAGAGAGGCCAGUUUAUGACGCCUCUUGUAUCAGAUGCCACGGAGUUCAAUUGUGGUGCUACAAACUCUCAGCACCACUUGAUGAUGUUUGGGAGCAAAGAGGGUAAAGUUGAAGCAUGGGACCCUAGGAGUAGGACCAACGCAAUGAAGCUCGACUGCGCUUUUAGUUGUGCUGAAAAAAUGAAUGAUCCAGAAGCUCAAUUUCCAUCAGUCACGGCAUUGAAGUUCAAGGACGGUCUCCACUUUGGGGUCGGCACUGCGUCAGGCCAAGUUUUACUUUACGAUCUCCGUUCGUCAAGACCUCUUCUGAUAAAAGACCACAUGUACGGUUUGCCGAUCAAAUGCCUUGAGUUUCAUGCUGAACAGAAUAUGGCUCUGUCGUUGGAUUCCUCAGUUCUCAAAAUUUGGAAUUGCGAUAAUGGAAAUCUCUUUACUUCAAUUGAGCCUGGUGUUGAGCUGAACCAAUUCUCUGUAAUUCCAAAGUCGGGAAUGAUGUUCAUAGCAAAUGAGAAUCCAAAAAUCCUCACCUAUUACAUUCCAUCUUUGGGCCCCGCUCCACGAUGGUGUGGCUUUUUGGAUCGCCUUACAGAGGAAUUGGAAGAAAGCAACCAUCACAAUAUUUAUGACGACUACAAAUUCAUCACUUCAAAGGAAGCUGAGGAUCUGGGCUUCUCGAACUUGAUUGGCACCAAUUUAAUGAGGGCUUACAUGCAUGGGUACUUCAUUGAUAACAGGCUGUACAGGAAAGCCAAGGCGCUUGUUGAGCCAUUUGCCUUCCAAGAGUAUAGGCGCAAGAAAAUUAAAGAGAAGAUUGAAGAGACCAGAGCGAACAGGGUUAAAAUGCCUCAAAAACUGCCUCAAAUCAAUAAGGAUCUGGCUAUAAAACUAUUGGAGCAAGGCGAGAGUGAAGGAAAGAAGAAAAAGAAACAAGCUGGUCCUUCACUUCUGGGUGACGACAGAUUCAAAGCCCUCUUUGAAAAUGCUGAUUACGAAGUUGACACAACAGCUGAGGCUUUCAGACUGAUUAAUCCAGUGGUUUCCAAGUUAGACAAUAAGAAGGCAAAGAAGAAAGUCCAGGCAGCUGAUAGUGAGGAAGAAGACAUCGAGUCGGAUGAUGAUGGCCGAGAGGAAUCUAGUUCGGAUGAUGAGCACACAUGGACAAAGGAAGUGAAGAAGCAACACAAGCUUAUUAAGAGAGAGCGUUUGCAAAGAGCAAGAGAAGAGGAGAUGAAGAAACCUUCCACUUCUCAACCGAAGAUGUACGAACUGAGGGCCGGAGAAGAGUUCAAGUGGAUCAACAAAGAAGAUAGGAAGAGGAAAAAGGCUUCUCUUGGGGAGCGGCUGAAAGGUGAAGAAUCAAACGAAGUUUUCAAGUCGUUUGGCAGCUCUCGAGAAAUGAGUUUCAGCACAAGAACAAGAAAGGUUGAUAGAGAAUUGAAAGCCAAGCAGAGGCUGAAAAAUCAUCACGAAGAAAGAAGAAAAUUGCAAAGGUCUGUAAGAGGCCUAAGAUUAAAACCUAUCCCUGGUAUGUCUGGACCUGGACAAAGGAGGCCUCGAAAAUAAAUCGCACCGUUGAUUUUUUUAA